This is a messenger RNA of Abrus precatorius (Indian licorice), 3112 nucleotides long. RefSeq names its product amino acid transporter AVT1C. Lineage: Eukaryota; Viridiplantae; Streptophyta; Magnoliopsida; Fabales; Fabaceae. Bases 364 to 1995 code for a protein of 543 amino acids. Gene Ontology annotation, cellular component: plasma membrane. The record is from RefSeq and is a predicted model, not a curated record. The transcript is spliced from 13 exons.
UUUCUUUUCUCUGUGGAAUCUAUCCCUUGGUUUUAUCUUUUCACUUAUUUUGUUUCUUUGGAAAUACUACAAAUUUAAGGAAACAAAAUACUAAGGAGGAAACUUAAAAAGUGCUAUUGAAUGACACCCUUUAUGGUUCUAUUGUGUGUGUGUGUGUGUGUGUGUGUGUGUUUUAUUUACUUUUUUGUUUUUGUUUAGUUUUGCUUAACCAAAAUGAAGAAAAUGCAUGCACAGUAGUAAAAGCAAUACUUGGAGCUUAGCACAUUUGAGUUUGAGUGUUUAAAAGGGUGAAUUGUUGAAGAGAUUGUGGAGUAUCCUUGAAUUAUAGAGAGAAUCCAGGAUUUUUGAAGAGGUUGAAGGAAGAUGAAUAACUCUGUUUCAGACAACAGUUUUAUUAUUGAGAGUGAUGAAGAAGAUGAGGAGAAGGAUUUGAACAAAGUUGGAGAUGAUGGUAACGAUUCUGAUUCUUCCAAUUACUCAAACGAAAAUCCACCACAGAGAAAACCCAGUUCUUACAACAUCUCAUGGCCUCAGAGUUACAGGCAAUCUAUUGAUCUAUACAGUAGUGUGCCAUCACCAAAUAUUGGAUUUUUGGGCACACCCUCAUUGUCAAGAUUGAGCAGUUCCUUUCUUUCUUCAUCUCUAACAAGGAGGCACACUCCUGAAACACUUCCUUCAGUGACAAAGCCUCUUAUACAAGCAACAGAAGAUGAGCAGCAACAGAGGCGUAGCUCUCAUACCUUGCUUCCUCCUCUUCCUUCUAGAAGGUCUUCUUUGAUCAAGAAGGAUACAAAGGUAGCUCAUGAAGUUCCUUCUCGCCAGUGCUCUUUUGGACAGGCUGUGCUUAAUGGCAUAAAUGUUCUUUGUGGUGUAGGAAUCCUUUCUACCCCUUAUGCUGCCAAGGAAGGUGGAUGGCUUGGGCUUUCUAUUUUGUUCAUUUUUGCAAUUAUUUCAUUUUACACUGGCCUGCUCCUGCGUUCCUGCUUGGACAGUGAACCUGAACUUGAGACAUACCCUGACAUUGGCCAAGCUGCUUUUGGUACUACUGGACGUAUUGCCAUUUCAAUAGUAUUGUACGUGGAAUUAUAUGCUUGUUGCAUUGAAUAUAUAAUUUUGGAGGGUGACAACUUGUCUUCCUUAUUUCCAAAUGCACACUUAAAUUUGGGUGGAAUUGAAUUGAAUUCACAUACUCUAUUUGCUGUGAUUACUGCCUUGGCUGUUCUUCCUACCGUUUGGCUCCGAGACCUAAGCAUUCUCAGUUACAUCUCAGCUGGUGGAGUUGUUGCAUCAGUUUUAGUGGUUCUCUGCUUGUUAUGGGUUGGCGUAGAUGAGGUUGGCUUUCAUAGCAAAGGGACAACACUCAAUCUUGCAACUUUUCCUGUUGCUAUUGGUCUUUAUGGUUACUGCUACUCUGGACAUGCUGUCUUCCCAAACAUAUAUACAUCCAUGGCAAAUCAAAACCAUUUCCCUGGAGUGCUCUUAGCAUGUUUUGGUAUUUGUACCUUAUUGUAUGCUGGAGCUGCUGUUAUGGGAUACACAAUGUUUGGAGAAGCUACACUCUCUCAGUUCACUCUUAACCUGCCCCAAGAGUUGGUAGCCACCAAGAUUGCUGUCUGGACUACGGUGGUUAAUCCAUUUACCAAGUAUGCAUUGACUAUAUCUCCAGUGGCAAUGAGUCUGGAGGAGUUGAUACCAUCAAACCAUGCCAAGUCUUAUCUAUAUUCCAUCUUCAUCAGAACAGGGCUUGUACUUUCUACCCUGGUUAUUGGUCUGUCAGUUCCCUUUUUUGGUUUGGUGAUGUCAUUGAUUGGAUCAUUACUCACAAUGCUUGUUACUUUGAUACUACCAUGUGCUUGUUUCCUAAGAAUCUUGCGGGGUAAAGUGACACGAUUACAGGCAACUCUUUGCAUUAUAAUUAUCGCAGUAGGUGUUGUAUGUUCUUCUAUUGGAACAUACUCAGCCCUUGUUGAGAUUGUUAAGAGUUUGAAGGGAUGAAGUUUUGAGGCUUAAAUCCUGGAAGAUUAGAACUUUUGCUGUUAUCUACUCUGUCCGUUUAUUCUAUCUAUUUUGAGUGCUCUUCCACAAUUUUGAAUUGAUUUUUCCAUGGCUUUACCAUUUUGUUUAUUUGUGGUUAUUCUGAUUCCUAGUUACCAUAUCAUAAAAAGUUUUGCUCUCGUUUGAAGUAUUGGCAAUGGCAAUUGGUAAUCAUAGAAUGUGGCAGAAAGACACUUGAGAGUUUGUAAGGAGCAACCAAAUGAGUUUGUAGAAGAGAUUUUUUUCUCUGUUUGAAGUGUCUAUUGCAAUAUUUUGGUGAUGAUAAAUGAUAUCCAUGACCAUUUAAUGUAGCAAUAUUGUGCUUACCAAAAGGGCAACAAGGUAAAUGACAUAACACAAUGGAUGAAACUGGCAUCUGAGUCAUGUUUUCAUUCAAGACAGCAAGGUUUGUUAGCUGCGUGGCAGUUUAUACUUGUUGCUUCACUAUACUUUGUUUCAUUGAUCUUAUAAUUUAUGGAGAAUAAUGGUUUGGUUGAAUGAUUUAUAAUCUCAUCCGUGGAGAUGUGGUUGCACUAGUGAAGCAAGUUAUGACUAAUUAAUUUCACUAACCAGCACUCUUUCGUAUCACUUUCUAGUCAUAAAUUUUCAAGACUUCAGGUUUAUUACUCUGAAGAACCAUGAUUAACUUUAACAACCAUUAAAAGCUCCAACUUAUCUUCAAAGCAAAUGCUGGCUUGUUGCUUUUGUUAACUCUUAUGGGGAUGAUCUAGAGAUACCAUUUUAGUUGAUAGAGUCGGUGAUCUUAUUGUGUUAUUGGUCACUAUUUUUUUUACCCACUUUCACUUAUUUUUUAAAUUUCGUUGGUUAUCUUAUUGCUAUUUUCUUUUCCAAUACAAUCUAAGUUUUAUCAGUUAGAUUGGGUUGAGUUAAGAAAAGCAGCUUUGCCAAACAGCAUGAACUAUUUUAAUACGAAACUAUAAAAAAAAAUUGUGUAUUUUUUUUGUUAAAAAGAUUUGAAAAAACUAAGGCCUAAUACAAGCAAUUAAAAGUAAAAAGAGUUAACUAUUGAGUCAUCACUAAAGGAAAGUACUUGAGAUUACGAAGGUUGUCCAUUUUA